CGACGGUUGGUAACGUGAAGUUGGAACGUCACUACACUGUGCUUCGUUAUCUCAUCCGCUUGUACCGAAACCCGAGCUUCCAUCUGUUCCUUCUUGUCGCCCCAUGCAUCCUGCUUUCGCUUCUCACUUUGGUGGUCUUCUGGCUUCCUCAUAAUUCACCGGCAAAAGCGAUGCUAGCCACCUCAGGUCUGUCGUAACCCAAAUACGCAUUGGACACGGAAGUCCUAGGAUUUCUCAAUCGGACGCAUAAUACACUGCUUACUCAUUGCAGAUGGAGGAUACAAAGGUCAUCUAUCAUAUAGACGACGAGGAUACUCCUUACUUGAUCAAAUUGACAAUUCCUCCGGACACCGUUACUCUCGGCGAUUUUAAAAAUGCUCUGAACCGUCCGAACUAUAAGUUCUUUUUUAAGUCACUUGACGCCGAUUUCGGUGUCGUCAAGGAGGAGAUUAGCAAUGAUGACUCUAAGCUUCCCUGCUUUAAUGGAAAAGUUAUCAGCUGGCUGGUUUCCGCGGAUAGUAGCACAAAAUCGGACCACCAUUCAUCCAGCGCCGAUGGGCAAACUUCCGGUCACCUACCAAUCCAGAACAAACCAGUUGCCAGUGCUAACAAGGGAUCUGAACCAGCGCAAGUACCCAGUGAGCAAGAGCAUGCCGUGGGCACAACCGGCCACACCUUGGACGAUUGCGAAACCUGUGCCGAAACGGAUUCCAUGUAUAGCGGCGAUCGUGUACCCCCUCUUCGAAACUUCCACGCAUACAAACACGGUUCUCGGUUACUAAAAUUUGGUCAGCGCGCUCAAAAUUACGAAACGUCCUCGUCGUUGAUGAGCUCUGAUGUGGAAUCGACCAGCUUUUUUGACUCAGAAGAUGAGUCUAGCCGCAUGACCGACUCAACCAUGUCUUUGAACGUGAUUACCGUGACCUUGAAUAUGGACACAGUAAACUUUCUUGGUAUCAGCAUCGUAGGUCAGUCAAAUAAAGCGGGAGACGGCGGCAUUUACGUCGGUUCUAUCAUGCGGGGUGGGGCCGUUGCCCAAGACGGUCGCAUAGAGCCCGGAGACAUGAUUUUAGAAGUAAACAAUAUCAGUUUUGAAGAUAUGAGCAAUGAUGAAGCCGUUCGAGUGUUACGAGAGGAGGUACAGAAACCGGGGUACGUUCCACAUGCCGAUGUGUUUGCUGCUUACUUUUGUCUUUCUAGCCAUCUUCACCUUACUCAUUUACUCGUGACCAUGAUUCAACGCCAACUGACUCGACGUGCAUAUUUCAAGAUUGCUCCCAUUGCAUCUCUAGUGGGCAUCAACGCCCAUGCGGCUCGUUCAGAACUUACACGUUAUCGCGUCGUUCCGGUUAUCAUGUACCGCGUGAUGUCACUUUUCCGUUGA
This is a messenger RNA of Dicrocoelium dendriticum, 1384 nucleotides long. The record is from the annotation of a GenBank genome assembly. Lineage: Eukaryota; Metazoa; Platyhelminthes; Trematoda; Plagiorchiida; Dicrocoeliidae.